Messenger RNA from Zea mays, 2749 nucleotides. RefSeq names its product ATP binding protein. Gene Ontology annotation, molecular function: microtubule motor activity; microtubule binding; ATP binding. Gene Ontology annotation, biological process: microtubule-based movement. The record is from RefSeq and is marked validated. NCBI's taxonomy places the organism in Eukaryota, Viridiplantae, Streptophyta, Magnoliopsida, Poales, Poaceae.
CCGAAAUCCCAGCGAGCGAGUCUUUUUUGCUCCUCAGCGUUGAGGAACUCGUCGACGUUUCGGCGCGCUGGUUCGAGCAUCUUGUUUGGGAUCCCAGGAAGUUCGUUACUUGGAACUUCUGUCCCGAGGAAGGGCGCGCGGUUCGAUGCUGGGGCGGAGCAGCGGCUUGCGACACUCAGAUCUGGUGUGAGGAGGAGAUGCCGGUGGUGACACGGUCGCGGCUCUCCGCCGCCCGCGGCGACGGCGCGGGCGCGCUGCCGUGGGGCUCGGCGUCGGCGGCGCCGGCUCUGAGGCACGACGCCGGGGCGCCGCGGGAAGGCGUCGCGAGCAAGAACCACCACCACCACCACGGGCUCAAGGAGAAGCUGCGCGCACUCACCCAGGACUACGAGCAGCAAAAGCAGAAGCUCGCCGCGUCGCAGCUCCGCCGCAGCAUCCGGUGCCUCAACGCGUGGGAGGCGAUCAACGACGAGAACGCCGAGGAGGAGGAGGACGGCGGCAGGGUGGCCAAGUUCCGCUACGACGCCUUCGCUCAGGUCCCCGAGUCCGCGGUGCUGAGGGAGAACGUGGCGCCACCGCAGGCGCGAGCACCGUCCAACGACGGCGCCGUGCUCGCGCGGACGACUGAACCGCAGGCGAAGGAGAACGCGGUGGGCCGCGGCGCCAACGCCAUGUCCUGCCCCAUCAAGAAGGCGGUACCGGCGCUCCCGGUGCUUCCGGUGCCACCGGCGAGGAAACUCUCUUUGGGAGGGGCUGUGGGCGGCAAGCUGAAGGCCGCCGGGGAGGUCGGGGCCGGCACUGCCGAGGCGGCGGAGAGCCGGAUCCUCGUGUUCGUGAGGCUGCGCCCCAUGUCGAGGAAGGAGAAGGAGGCCGGGUCGAGGAGUUGCGUCAAGAUCGUCAACAGGAAGGAGGUGUUCCUCACGGAGUCCGCCUCAGAGAACGACUACCUCCGGCUGAAGCGUGGCCGCGAUUCCCAUUUCUGCUUCGACUCGGUUUUCCCUGAUUCUACGACACAGGCAGAAGUCUACAGCACCUCAACAGCAGACCUUGUGGAGGGUGUUCUGCAAGGUAGGAAUGGGACAGUGUUCUGCUAUGGAGCUACAGGGGCUGGCAAGACCUACACCAUGCUUGGGACAAUGGAAAACCCCGGGGUAAUGGUGCUUGCAAUAAAUGAUUUGUUCUCCAAGGUGACGCAGAAGUACCACUCAAUUAAGCUGUCAUACCUCGAGAUAUACAAUGAGACGGUGAGGGAUUUGCUGUCUCCUGGUAGCCCCCUUAACCUGAGAGAAGAUAAGCAGGGAAUUGUUGCUGCUGGUCUUACCCAAAGAAGUGUAUACUCCACGGAUGAGGUCAUGGAGUUACUUCAGAAAGGCAACAAGAAUCGAACAACUGAACCGACUCGAGUAAACGAGACCUCAUCGCGUUCUCAUGCGGUACUGCAGGUUGUCGUAGAAUACAGAUCCUUGGAUGGAGUUAACGUAAAACGAGCCGGGAAACUAUCUCUCAUCGAUCUUGCUGGAUCCGAAAGAGCUCUGGCAACAGAUCAACGCACACAGAGGUCGAUCGAAGGAGCAAACAUUAACCGCUCUCUUCUUGCACUCAGCAGCUGCAUUAACGCCCUUGUGGAGGGCAAGAAGCACAUACCGUAUCGCAAUUCCAAGCUGACCCAACUCCUCAAGGACUCGCUUGGAGGAGCCUGCAACACCGUCAUGAUCGCCAACAUUAGCCCCUCUAACCUUUCCUUCGGCGAGACACAGAACACGCUUCACUGGGCUGAUCGUGCCAAGGAGAUAAAAACAAAGACGCAACAAACCACUGUGAAUGAGGAGGUUCUGGACCAACCAGACUCUGAAACUAUGCUUGUACUGGAGCUUCAGAAGGAAAACCGCGUGCUGAGGGAGCAGUUGGCGAAGCAACAACAGAAAUUACUGACUGCCGAGGCUCAGCUACUCGCUUCAAAAACCUCGCCACAACGAUCUCCUGCUCCCUCGUCUCACGUCUCAACUCCAGGAUCAACUCAAAGGAAGACCAGACGAUCUAUCUUGGCUGCUGGUGGGGGGAACUACUUCAGCACACUGGACUCAAAGAGGCAUGCAGCCGACAACGCACAGGUCAGGGAGCUGCAGAGGAAAGUGAGCACGUUGGAGUCCGAGAUCGAGAAGAUGAAAAAGGAGCACCUAUUGCAGCUGAAGCGGAAGGACGAGUUCAUCCGUGACUUGAUCAACAGGAAGGAUCCUAAUAACAACAGUGAAGAAACAGCAACAGUUGAUAGAAGAGUUGUCACGAGGGCGAGCGUGCGAAAGGCACAGAGAGACGCAUCAGCCGCAGUCGAGCUGAAAAGCCCCAGCCGGGUGUUCACAUCACCGGCGCCAACUGCAAAGAAGCGUACUUUCUGGGACAUCGGAGGCAACAGCCCUUCAGUUCUUGCUGCCAACGGAAGAAAGACUCGAAGCCAUGUGGCAACAGAGACACCGAAGAAAGCAUCCUCCAAGCUGCUUCAGCCAGGAUUUGCACGGCAAACAUCGACCCAUCAAAGAUUCACAUGAAAGACUGCCUACAACUCAUUCAUUACUAAUUGGAGUUUAAUCGAAGUACAUUGUAAUGUUUUUUAGUUUUUUUAUCCAUAUUGAGUUAUUGGAACUGUUUUUUUAAAAUUAACUUGAGGCAGAGUUUUCCUUUUCUUCGGAACAUAUAAGCUUUUUUCCCCAUCUUACUGGUAUUAAUCAGAAAGGCAGCAAUAAUUUUGUGC